AUGAUCAAUAUGAAGGAUCUCAAUAAGGUAGAAUGUAACAACAAUGAUAAAGAUAUAAGUGAUAUGAAAACGAAGACAAAAAAUUCUGAUGAAUGUAAUGAGAUUGAAGAUAAAGGUGAAAAUGAA
Scutellospora calospora is the source of this 126-nucleotide messenger RNA. The record is from the annotation of a GenBank genome assembly. Lineage: Eukaryota; Fungi; Glomeromycota; Glomeromycetes; Diversisporales; Gigasporaceae.